Molecule: messenger RNA, 2064 nt
Organism: Tauraco erythrolophus (red-crested turaco)
Lineage: Eukaryota; Metazoa; Chordata; Aves; Musophagiformes; Musophagidae
Source: RefSeq, a predicted model, not a curated record
AUGCAGGUCCUUGUCCUGCUCUCACUCGUCCUCCCCAGCCUGCUGCCCCCGGCCGGCACCACCGACCCAGGCCAGCCCUGCUCGUCGGAGAUGAACAAGGUCAAGGACCUGCUGGAGGUGAACUGCACAGGGCAGGCUCUCAGCGCGGUGCCCCCAGACCUGCCAGCGGACACGGGCAUCCUGCUGCUCAACGCCAACCGCCUGGUGUCUGUCUCCACCGCUGCCUUGCUGCCCCUCGCCCAGCUGCAGGACCUUGACCUGUCCGACAACGGGCUGGUGGCUCUGCACACCGGGCCCCCGCUGCCAUCCCUGAGGGAGCUGAUCCUCUCCCGCAACACGCUGGGGGCUCUGCCGGCCCUGCAGGGGCUGCCCGACCUGGACCUGAGAGGGAACCGCCUGCGGACGCUGCCCCCGGAGGUCUUUGCGGGGCUGAGGGCGCUCAAGGACUUGGACCUCUCGGACAACCUCCUGGAGGAGCUCCCCCAGGAGCUGCUGCAGGAUCUGCAGAAGCUGGAGAUCCUCUGGCUCUCGGGGAACCGCCUGCAGACCCUGCCCACCGACUUCUUCCCCGAGGGGCACUUCUUUGCGUAUGUCUUCCUCACGGAGAACCCCUGGCACUGCGACUGCGCCCUGCGCUACCUGCGGAACUGGAUCCGGCAGAACGAGGGCAGCGUCUAUCAGCCGGACCGGGGCCUGGACAACACAAAGGUGGAGGUUGCCCCUGAGAGGGUGCUGUGCCACAGCCCCCCUGAGCAUUGGCAGAAGCCCAUUAUCAGCUUCAAGCCCAACUGUGGCAAUGUGGGGGAUGCAGAUGAGGAGGAAGAGGAUGAAUACGGCAAUUGGGAAGAAGUGAUGGAGAAAGCUACCAUGACCACCUUCUUUCCCCAACAUCCAUCCAGCCCCAAAGAGCACACCACCAUGCCCCAUGCUGUUCCAUGGCCUCUCCCUGCUACCACAAGACCUCCCCUCAGCAUCCCUGGUAGCUCCACCCUUGCCCCAAGCACUUCACUUGCAAUGCCUGCCAGCACCAGAGCUCCCAGUACCACCACUUCUCCACCAGCCAGUCCCACUGUCCCACGCACGCAGACCCCCAGCACUGCCGCCAUGCUCAUUGCAGCUCCCACCAGCACCCCUCAUAGACCCACCACCCCGGUCUCUGUCACCUCACUGCCAACCACUACAAGCACCAGACCUGCCAGCACCAGCAGCCAUCCCCAAACCACCCUUGCCUCUGGCACUACCAGCACCUGUGCCACUCUCAUGGUGUCCACUGACAUGUUUUCCACUGCCUCCACGGCAGUGCCUUCUACUGACGUGCUAGAGGCCUCUUCUGUUGUCAGAUCUUCAUCUCCUCCUCUGACGUCAACUAUGCCCAUGGUCUCCACCACCAUGCUUUCCAGUCAUGCCCCGACACCGCCAGCUCCCCCGAACACCACAGGCUUCACCCAGCCUGCACCUUCCCCUCCGCCUGCACCUCUCCCCCUCUGCCCGUGCUCCACCCCAGGACUGGCGGUGCCGGUGCUGCGCUUGCGGGCGGGUGAGGAGGGUCCGCAGUGGGUACUGAAGCAUUGCUGCCUGUUGCACUGGGUGCUCUACCUGGCCUCCUUGGCUCUGCUGGUCCUGACUGUGCUGGCUCUAGCAGGCGGGCUGGCAUGGAUGUGUCUGGCGGGACGGCCCUCCUGGCGCAAGUCCCCACAGACCCAAGAGGUGCAGUUUCUACCGCUGAGACAGAGGGAGUCAACAGGCAGCCCUGUGAUGCAUCUCAGCAGCUUCGGAAGAUCCCUCCAGCGCCCCACGUUCUGUACCAUCAAGGAAGUAGAGCUGUGCCCUCAGGUCACUUACUGCACUAUUAAAGACCUGGGGAUACAGCGCAGUCCUCCUGCAAGUUCCUCCUUCCGCACCACAAAGGAGCUGUGGGUCCACCAUAGUCCUCCGAAUGUUUCGUUCAAGUCUUUCUCCAAGGAGCUGAGGGUCACAAACCUUGACUCCCUCAGGACCCCUUCUGCUUACAGCCUGGACAGGGGUGUCCAGGCCAUCGGUGAUGUCAGGGUGAAAUAUGCUUAA